Messenger RNA from Lotus japonicus, 972 nucleotides. RefSeq lists its product as uncharacterized. Bases 106 to 972 code for a protein of 288 amino acids. The record is from RefSeq and is a predicted model, not a curated record. The transcript has 3 exons. NCBI's taxonomy places the organism in Eukaryota, Viridiplantae, Streptophyta, Magnoliopsida, Fabales, Fabaceae.
UCUUGUCUCACGUUUUCACCAGAGUAUAAAGAUCAUAGGGGUAAAAGCAAGAAGUAAAAACACUUAGAUCAUCACAGGCUUUUAAAAUGAGUUCUGAUAUGAGAGAUGAGGGGAAAAAGGAAAAUGGCGGAAGCUAGUAAUGAGGAUAAGAAAGAUGAUAGCAGAGCUUACUUUACUUGGAACUUGGAGAUGGACCGUGCACUUGCUGAUAUACUUAGAGAUCAAAGAAGCAUGGGAAACAAGAGUGGUGGUGCAUGGAAAGCAGUGGCAUAUAACACUGCGGCUCAAAUGUUGUCUUCACGCUUCAAUUUGCAACUUAUUGGAGAGAAUGUUAAAAACCGCAUCAAGCUGUGGAGAUCAUGGUAUGGCAUUGUUAGUGACAUCCUUAGUCAAAGUGGUUUUGAUUGGGAUGGAACCAAAUAUAUGAUUUCUGUUACAAAUGAAGAUGCAUGGAAUGAGUAUGUCAAGUCACAUAAUGAUGCUAAGAGGUUUAGAUUUAAGGUGAUUGCUAAUUGGGAUGACAUUGUAGACUUGUGUGCUAAAGAUAGAGCAACAGGAAUUGGAGCGGAGACAUCCUUGGAUGCAGAUGACAUCAUGAGCAAAGAAGCAAAUGAGGAUGGAGCUUAUAUUGUGGAUAUUGAUGCUGAUGAACAAAGCUCUACAACAAGGAAAAGCAAACAACCAAUGGAAUUCAAAAAGGGAAAAAGUGGAGAGAAGAAUGGGAUAAUUACUUCAAUGAAUAAAGUGGCUGAGUCAUUGAGUGAAUUUGUGCAAGCAACUAGAAAAGGGGUGAAAAAUGUCCAAGAAGUGGUUCAUGAUGUGAUGGAUGAGCUAAAGAACAUUCCGGACCUUAAUGCCACUCAAUGGAUAAAGGCAGUGGAUUGGCUUUCAGAAAAUCCAAAUAAGUUGGAGAUUUUGAAAGCUCUUCCCAUGGAGAGAAAGAAAGAUUACAUCAUAGCUUUUAUGCACUGA